AUGAAGCUUUCUAUCCUCUCCACUAGCCUUGCACUUCUUGCGCAGUUCGCCUCUACUAUCCCAACACCAACGGAAAGUGAAGAUAUUGCCGAGCGUGCAAAUAUUGCCAAGAGAGCUACCAUUAGUGAUGUUGCUACCACUGGUUUUGCAACUCAGAAUGGCGGCACGACUGGCGGAAAAGGUGGCGUAACCACCACAGUCUCCACACUUGCUCAAGUCACCACUGCCGUGACCAAUGAUGCCGUUGCAAGAGUCAUCGUUGUAUCUGGUACCAUCACCGGCUCUGUGAAAGUCCGAGUUGGAUCAAACAAGACUAUUGUUGGAAAGAAAGGAGCUACUCUUGUUGGAAUUGGUCUCUAUAUCAAUAAAUCCGCAAAUGUGAUUGUACGAAACAUCAUCACUCAAAAAGUGUUUGCUUCCAAUGGCGAUGCUAUUGGUGUCCAGGCUUCUAAAAAUGUUUGGAUUGACCAUGUCGACGCCUCCUCAGACCUCCUAGACGGCAAAGACUACUACGAUGGUCUCAUCGACGUCACCCACGCCUGCGACUGGGUCACCAUCUCCAACAGCUAUAUCCAUGACCACUUCAAAGCCUCUUUGAUCGGCCAUUCCGACAACAACGCUGCUGAAGAUACCGGUCAUCUAACUGUUACUCAACACAACAACUAUUGGAGCAACAUUGGUUCUCGUACCCCGAGUUUCUGUUUCGGGUUUGGUCAUGUUUUUAAUAGUUAUUUCUUGAAUACCAACACGGGCAUUGAUACGAGAGAUGGUGCGCAAAUUUUGGUGCAGAGUAAUGUUUUUAAGAAUGUGAGCGAGCCGAUUGCAGCGCUCUAUAGUGAUGAUACUGGCUACGCAAACGCAUUCGAUAACGAUCUCGGCGGCUAUACAAACACAGCUCCAGUAGGAACUCUAACCACAACUUCAGUUCCGUACUUGUAUGCGCUGUUGGGAAGUGCAAAGGUUGUUGGGGCGGUUGUGGGGACGGCGGGGGCUACUUUGGAUUUGUAG
This is a messenger RNA of Sclerotinia borealis F-4128, 1008 nucleotides long. NCBI's taxonomy places the organism in Eukaryota, Fungi, Ascomycota, Leotiomycetes, Helotiales, Sclerotiniaceae. The record is from the annotation of a GenBank genome assembly.